CGUUAGACUUCGUCAGCCUGCCUCGCGCCUGCAGCAGCAGCCAGCCUCCGUGGCUGAAUCUCUCAUCAUUGGUUGUUCCCGCGUCAGCGUCCAGACUUGAUCAUCCUGGUACGCGGCCGGGCAUCGGGACAUUGGUGGCCAUACGGGGUCCCUACACUCUAGGACCGUAUCCGGUACAUUAUCUCUCCGCCCGGGAGCGGCAUUGUGCAAGUUCGGCUGUGGCGCAUGUCAGGCCGGCAACCCUGGAAGACGCUCACCCGGGCGCUGCUUACCCAUGUGCGCCCGGACUCCGCCACCACGUGGGCGUGGGUGUACAGCGACGCGCCGGCACCAGCGGGGCUGCCUGCCCGGCUGGCGGCCGCGGUCGGCCACGUGUGGAGCGCGGGCGUGGAAAAGCAUCCGCUGCAGCCAGCCACCCAGCCGCCAGCGGCGCCGCCACAGUGGCGGGUUAGCCUGGACCAGCUGUGGGUGGCUAACGCUGCGGGGGCUGUGUCCUACGUCCAUUACACGGGUCGGCUCUUGGAGCCUGGGCCUGGCGUGCUGCCCCCGGCGGUAGAUGGGGCGUGGCAGCCUGCCUGUGUGCUGCAGCACCGCAAGCCGCGGCACCUGUGGACCUUUGAAGAGCGGGCGGCGUACAAUGCAGCAUCACCAGGGGAACGGGCGGGGGCGUGGCCUCGGGCGCCGUACUUCCUGGCGCCGGAGGCUGGGGUGGUGGUGCACCCGGAGCACUGCCGGAUUGCGGGUGUCAGCUUGGCGGACUACACGGUUCCUCUGGCUCCGGCCCGCCCCGCAGCCAUGCCGUGCCCGGCGUCAGCACAGCAGGCGGGGGGUUCGGGGACCCAGCCGGCGGCACAGUCGUGGCUGGCGGAGCGGGAGGCGGAGUGGCAGCGUGCAGCGGCGCAGCUGACCACCACGGCGGUGCAGCACUUCCACAAUAACCCGGUGGCUCUGGACCCCUGGCUCCACCGCACCUCAGCGGCAGCCGGGCAGCAGAACACGCCGCUUCUCACCACACAGCUCAAGGCGGCUAAGCUGGAGCACUUUGUUGCCAUCUGGACGGCGGGUGGCGCGCUUUGUGAAGUGGAGGAGGUUCAGGCUCUGGCUGGCGUCGCAGUGUCUGGGCGGCUGUGGGCCUUCCUGCACAGCGCGUCUUGCAGCGGGCUGGAGCCCGCUUAGUCAGCGCCACAUCUGGCCCGUUUAGUUUUCUGCUUGUGUCUCCUCUGCCGGUUCUCCUGGGGUGUUGCUUAAGCAACCGACUUGUGGGGGUGGGGUGGGUUUGGGCGGGGCGAGUGCGUAGCGCUGGUGUUUUCUUUUCUGGUGCGCGGUGGUGGUGGUUCUUGCGGUUAGGCUGUGGUGUAGGUUGAUGCUUGGGUUAGGUCUGGCGGUGUUUUUGUGCAACCCCUCCCGGGGGGCGGGGGGGCCAGCCUCCUGCUCUGUCUGCCGGGUCGGGGUGGGGUGGGGUGGGAUGGUUGGGGGUGGUUGGUGGCGGUUUUCGAGGUGUUUGCUUUCUGUUUUCUUCUCUUUUCUUCUCUUCUUGCCCUGUCAGGGUUCUGGUCUCGGGGACCAGGCUGUUUUCAGGCAGCAGGGGGGCAGCGCGUCUGCCCCUGUUCAACCUUGUAAGGAUGAUUCCUAAAAAAAAAGCUUUCUUCUCUUCUCUUUUCUUCUUGCCCUGUCGGGGUUCUGGUCUCUGGGGCCAGGCUGCGUCGGGUCCUCGUGCCCAGCAGUUGGGGGGCAGCGCGUCUGCUUCCGUUCAAUCCUGUAAGGAUGGUUCCUCAAAAACAAAAUGUUGAGGUGCCCGUAAGGUGGUUCCCUGGCAACCCUGCGUGCACAGGGCUUUUGUCUCUUACACGCUGCCUCCCUGACUUUGGCUGCAAGGUGUCGUCUCUGCUGUUUGUGGCAGCGGAGUGGCUAGCUGUAACAUAUAUGUGUGGCCGCAUGCAUGCAGGCGCAACCAGGCAACACAGCCAAAAAAAAGCGGGCAGUGGAGGCGCAACUAAGGAUCCGGCAUGGGCAGCAGCUGGUCCAGCACUAGAGGUGGAGGCGGGCAUGAUGGUGCCAAGGACGGAGUUUGGUCGUAGGGAGAUGUGGCGGCUGUGGUGGAGGUGGGCAUCAAGGUUGUCGGAUGCAUCGUACCCAGCAGACACGCAAGUGAUGGGGCUAGUCAUUGUUGCAUGUUAGAGUUUGCACGCAUACAUAUAAGGCAGACAUCAUACGAGGUUUGGUGGUGUAGUACUAGUGUUGCAUGAGCGUAUGGACUUGUCAACGAGGAUAGAUAACGAGGAGCAGGUGCGUGGCCGGUGUUGUGAAAGGAUAACGCAGUCUUGCGUGGUGUACAGUGUGGAUCCUAAGUGUGUCAGCAGCUCCCAAGACUUUCCCGUUCAGGUGCUGAACUUUCCCGUAAAAAGGGCUUCACUUUCCCGUAAGAACUUAUCGACCACGGCAGAGGUUGCUUAGCGAUAAGUUGGUGUGUAACGUCGGUUCAGA
This is a messenger RNA of Chlamydomonas reinhardtii, 2484 nucleotides long. RefSeq lists its product as uncharacterized. NCBI's taxonomy places the organism in Eukaryota, Viridiplantae, Chlorophyta, Chlorophyceae, Chlamydomonadales, Chlamydomonadaceae. The transcript is spliced from 4 exons. The coding region runs from base 226 to 1176 and encodes 316 amino acids. The record is from RefSeq and is a predicted model, not a curated record.